UCUCCUUCACUUCCGCUGGCGCCGCGGCGGCCGCGCAUGCGCAGGGGGAGGCGCGCGCGGAGCGGCCGGGCCGGAGGGAGCGCGGGAGCCCCUCAGGAUGACGCAGUUCCUGCCCCCCAACCUUUUGGCCCUUUUUGCCCCCCGGGACCCCAUCCCUUACCUGCCCCCCCUGGAGAAGCUGCCCCACGAGAAGCACCACAACCAACCCUACAGCGGCAUCGCGCCCUACAUCCGCGAGUUCGAGGACCCCCGCGAUGCCCCCCCGCCGACGCGCGCCGAGACGCGCGAGGAGCGCAUGGAGCGCAAGCGGCGGGAGAAGAUCGAGCGAAGGCAGCAGGAGGUGGAAUCUGAGCUCAAGCUCUGGGACCCCCACAAUGACCCCAACGCUCAAGGAGAUGCCUUCAAAACCCUGUUUGUGGCCAGAGUGAAUUACGACACGACGGAGUCGAAGCUGCGCCGGGAGUUUGAGGUUUACGGCCCCAUCAAGAGGGUGAGUGGGGAGGGGUCACCCCCAAAAAACGCCCCCCUUGACCACCCCGUGCU
Zonotrichia leucophrys gambelii is the source of this 543-nucleotide messenger RNA. RefSeq names its product U1 small nuclear ribonucleoprotein 70 kDa-like. NCBI's taxonomy places the organism in Eukaryota, Metazoa, Chordata, Aves, Passeriformes, Passerellidae. The annotation marks the transcript as partial. Gene Ontology annotation, biological process: mRNA splicing, via spliceosome. Gene Ontology annotation, molecular function: mRNA binding; U1 snRNA binding. The record is from RefSeq and is a predicted model, not a curated record. The transcript is spliced from 6 exons. Gene Ontology annotation, cellular component: precatalytic spliceosome; U1 snRNP; U2-type prespliceosome.